CCUAAUUUCUGCUGGAUCUAUCGCCGGAAGGUUGACAUCUCCUCCGAAGCCGGAGAGACCUCCGAUCAUAUAUGUUCUUCAUGUUGUCUAUUGCUAGAAGAGUUCGGAGCUCUUAUCCUUGCCUGCAGGUUUUCAAUCUCCAACUCCGGUCCGUUAAGACCGAUGCCGGCUCGCACUCCUCCCGGAGAAGGCGUUCCAAGCUCUCGCCGGCGACGCUGCUGAAGAAGGUGGAUGAGAGAACCGAGUGGUGGGUGGUGGACGGAGAAAUGCACGAGAUCGGCGAGAACGUGCCUCCCAGAGAGCGCUUCGUAAUCCCUAGGGAUAACAUCCCCAAUAAACGCCGCAAACAACUCCGGGAACAGUUCAUGCGCCGCACGCGCCUCGUUCUCAAAGAAUCCGAGCAUGAACCAUGGUGCAAAAGGUAUAUGGAGCUAUAUAAUGAGUUGAGAGAAAAUUGGGAGAGGUUGUACUGGGAUGAAGGUUAUUCUAAGAAGCUUGGUCAAGACCAUGCAAACUAUGAUUCUGCUGAAGAUGAUGAUGAAGACUUCUCUCCUUAUAGGAGAAGCAAAUCUUAUACAGAACAAAUAAAGGAUCAGGGUUUGGUUAGAAAUAGGCAUGAUGAUAAUUGGGACAAGGUUCGUUUAAUCCGUGACAAGUUUGAGUAUGACAGGGAAAAAAGAACGAGAGAAAGAGCAUUUGCCCCACUGAAUGAAGCAAUCAAUGUUGGUAAGGAUCACGUACCGGCUUCAAAGAAUUUGCCCUUUGACGCCCGGAAAUACAUUUCCGAUAGUGAUAGUGAUAGUGGCAGUGACUGAGCAACGGACCAACCGGUAAAGGAUCAUAGUUUUAACUGGCUUAGAGGUGAAAGAUGGGAAUGGUUGUGCGCACGCGUGUGUGUGUUUUGUAGCAGAAGGCAUAUUAUUAUUAUUAUCAUAACUGGCCAUUGUAUUGUAGUCAUACACUGAUCAAAUGCAAACACCAUGGAGAAUGUUCAGAUUUAUUUCAUUUGUUUCCACUCUACUUUGAGUUGUCACAUUAGUGGAUUUUUGUUAACUCAAUAGGAUAUGAUUCAUACCGCACCAUGUAAAAAACAUUCAUUUUUUAAAUCUAAAAACAGUUCUCCAUAGUAAAAACAUGUAACAAUU
Molecule: messenger RNA, 1145 nt
Organism: Cuscuta campestris
Lineage: Eukaryota; Viridiplantae; Streptophyta; Magnoliopsida; Solanales; Convolvulaceae
Source: the annotation of a GenBank genome assembly